AUGGUGCGUAAGCGAUUGCUGCUGCUGUUAAAGCCACUCGAUGUGUACCCAUCUCAUGAAUCCAUCGCCUGCUCCGCCUUCUCCUCCAACCGCAAUAGGAACGUAUUUAUUUCAAUANUUCCAGUUCUAGGAGUGAAUUCUGAUCCUACCCAACAGGAAGAGGUGGAAGAAUUCAGUGAAGAAUUUGAUGCUACAAGGAGCACUGGUUAUCUUUGUGCAGCAACAACCAACAACUUCGAACAACUAUUAGAUGACAUCCUUGAGAAUCGCAGUGAACCUUCUGAAGUAUCUAGGAUGGCUAUUAGUGUCAACUCAAAGCUGAUUUCAACUUUUGCUCUAAAUGACAUUCUAGUCGCGCAUCCAUGUCCUGCAACAGUUUCUCGAUUCUCAUUCGGGAUCAGGAAAGAUGGAACAUCUCAAACUUCUUUACUAAACUGUAAAUCAAGUGGGUUUAGGGUCUCGACAGCUGUUGGAUCAACAGCUGCAAUGCUUUCGGCAGGUGGAUUUACAAUGCCCAUCUUGUCCAAGGAACUCCAAUACAAGGUAAGGGAGCCCAUUGCUCCGGGGACCAGUGCUCAUUCGAUGCACGGGCUGGUGAAAUUCGAAGAUACAAUGGAUAUUACUUGGUUUUGUAGAGAGGGAAACAUAUAUAUUGAUGGUUCCCAUGUUGUUCAUUCUAUUCAACAUGGAGACACGAUUGGGCUCUCUUCCAAGGCUCCAACUUUGAAAGUGUAUUUGCCUAGCCACGUGUAUCAAUCUAAAAGGGAUGGUUUUGGUAAAUUAUGA
Molecule: messenger RNA, 786 nt
Organism: Fraxinus pennsylvanica
Lineage: Eukaryota; Viridiplantae; Streptophyta; Magnoliopsida; Lamiales; Oleaceae
Source: the annotation of a GenBank genome assembly